AUGGCGUCUUUUCUAACCCUCGCGCUGCUGGCCAGCACAUCCAUCGCCGCACCAGCAACAGGCAACAUCUUCGCUAGCACGAAUUGGCCUCAACCUCACGUUGUUACUGGUGAGGAUGAUUCAGCUCACCCAAAUGACGCGACGCAAGGCUGGGGUGGUAUUCACGUUCACGACCCGAGCAUAGUCCUCGGACCAGAUGGCCACUACUUCUCAUUCUCAACUCACGGCUUAACAGCCAUAUCUCGAGCUUCAAAGGCAGGAAGUCUCGAUGGCGACUGGAAGAUCUUGGGAAGUGUGCUCAAAGGCAAGAGUGUUAUCAGUAAUAGCGGUAAUGCCGACCCUUGGGCACCAGACGUCCAUAAAGUAGGUUCAACCUACUACAACUUCUACUCUGUCUCCCAGUUUGGCAGCCAAGUCUCUUCCAUCGGCCUUGCGACCUCCACAACCCUGCUCCCAGGAAGCUGGACUGACCAUGGGGCCAUCCUGUCCUCGAGCCCGACUGCUGCCUACCCGCUCAACACCUCCAACGCCAUCGAUGCGGCGCUAUUCGUGGAUCCCAAAACGGACAUACCUUAUCUCAACUACGGCAGUUUCUGGUCCGACAUCUUCCAGGUCCAGCUCUCGUCUAAUCUUAUGAAGGCGAACCUCAAGACCGCCGUUGGGCUGUCAUUCGAUCCUGUUGGUACGCAGGCAGAGGAGGGGAGCUACAUGAGUUACAGUGGUGGCUACUACUACCUCUGGUAUAGCCAUGGUAUCUGCUGCGGCUAUGAUCCGUCCGCUCUGCCUGCCAAGGGUACAGAAUACUCCAUUCGUGUCGGCAGGUCGAAGGCAGCCACUGGGCCCUUCGUGGACAGCAAUGGCGUCGACCUGAGGAAAGGCGGCGGUAACAUUGUCUACGGGAGUCAUGGCAAUAUCUACGGUCCUGGCGGGCAAGGCAUCUUGUCUGGAUAUAAUGGCAGGGAUGUGCUGUACUUCCACUACGUCAACACGACCAGCGAUCCAAAGUACGCGGACAACCUCAAGUUACUCGGCUGGGAUUACAUCAAUUACAGCUCAGGUUGGCCAGUACUGUCUUACGACUAG
Recurvomyces mirabilis is the source of this 1083-nucleotide messenger RNA. RefSeq lists its product as uncharacterized. Gene Ontology annotation, molecular function: arabinan endo-1,5-alpha-L-arabinosidase activity. The coding region runs from base 1 to 1083 and encodes 360 amino acids. NCBI's taxonomy places the organism in Eukaryota, Fungi, Ascomycota, Dothideomycetes, Mycosphaerellales, Teratosphaeriaceae. Gene Ontology annotation, biological process: carbohydrate metabolic process. The transcript is spliced from 3 exons. The record is from RefSeq and is a predicted model, not a curated record.